AUGGUUGCCGGCUCAUUACAGCGGAAGGAGGACAGGAAGAAGAAUUUAGCUCUCACUCCCUUUGCAAAGCCAUUGAUCAAGCAAGAUUUCAAGACAUCCAUACUUCGACAAGCCAAUUUCAAAGGCACGAAAUUGCUUGGUGCUAGCAUCUUCGAUGCCGAUUUGACAGGAGCCGACCUUUCCGAAGCUGAUCUUAGGACGGAUAAUUCAUUUUCCUACCUGCUGGCAAAUUUAAGCAACAUGAACUUGGAAAGCACAACUGUAACGGGAAACACAUCUUUCAAAGGAUCAAAUAUAACAGGUGUUGAUUUCAAAGAUGUACCAUUGCGAGAUGAUGAACGUGAAUAUCUUUGCAAAGUUGCAGAUGGGGUGAAUCCGACCACUGGAAACGCAACACGGGACACAUUGCUUUGCAAUUAG
Hibiscus syriacus is the source of this 420-nucleotide messenger RNA. Its product is annotated as thylakoid lumenal 15 kDa protein 1, chloroplastic-like. The transcript is spliced from 7 exons. Gene Ontology annotation, cellular component: chloroplast thylakoid. Lineage: Eukaryota; Viridiplantae; Streptophyta; Magnoliopsida; Malvales; Malvaceae. The record is from RefSeq and is a predicted model, not a curated record. The coding region runs from base 1 to 420 and encodes 139 amino acids.